Molecule: messenger RNA, 3112 nt
Organism: Melanotaenia boesemani (Boeseman's rainbowfish)
Lineage: Eukaryota; Metazoa; Chordata; Actinopteri; Atheriniformes; Melanotaeniidae
Gene: gpatch2
Product: G patch domain containing 2
Exons: 10
Coding region: 156-1739 (527 amino acids)
Molecular function (GO): nucleic acid binding
Source: RefSeq, a predicted model, not a curated record
GAGAGCAUCUUGGCUCUUGUUGGCUACAUGGAGUCCCCUUGUCGCAUUUUGAUUCAGCUAACAGCUCGUUAGCUCUUGUGUCAGUAUGGUGUCUGCGAUGUGUCACUCUUCGUCUGUUGUUUCUGACUAAAGAUAUUUGGUAUUUAGUGGCUUUAAUGUUCCGUGCAGCUAAUCUAAAAACCAUCGGCAAAGCAGGAACUGGCUGGCACUUUCGCCGGACAAUGGACGAGCUGGUCCAUGAUUUGGUGUCAGCGCUGGAGGAGAGUUCAGAACAAGCUGCUCGUGGUGGUUUUGGUGAUGGAGGAGAUCAUGCACUGGCAGUGGGCUGUCUGCUGAAGAGACAAGCUCGGAAACGGAGGGGGAGAAAGCGACGUUCAGACAAUCCACAUCCACCUUGGGAGGCUGGCCACCUCAGUGAGGGUUCAGAGUCCAGUGUGGAGGAGCACAAGGACUACCGUGCCAGCACAGGAGGUGUCUCCGCUGCCAACAGUCAUGCUCGAGAUAACAGUGACUCUGAUGAACAGCUUGGUCCCAAAAGAAGACCCCCUCACGCAGCUGACCUGGGAAGAAGCAAGCGGCCACUUUGGCCUGAUGACCUGGCUGUUCUGGGGUCAGCAGAAGGAACUCGCAGCCUUAGACGGCGGCGUAAAGUAAAGCGUAUGGCUGUGGAUCCACCCGUAGAACCAGAACCCCCCUCCUCCGUCAUACUUGGGCCCCCACCUGUCCCUAAAGCCCGCGCUGGCGGCAGGCCGCAUAGAAUCGAAGGCAGUGUUGCCAUGGAGCCUUGUGGAAGUGGACUGAUGGGGUUGGGAGGAGGGAAGAACCGGGUAAAGAAGAGGAAGUUGGCAACCCACAGGUUGGGAGUGGAAGCUACAGAUGAAGGGGUGGUGGUUGAGAGUGAGGACCCGGUCUCUUCUCCAGUGGAAGGAUCCAAGGACAAAAUGGAGCUGGAGGAACAGAAGGGCUCAGAUGAGGACAUGAGUGACAGGUGUGAGACCAGCAGUGUCAGUAACAGCAGUGAUGGCGGCCUUUAUACCAACGAUGAGGGAAGGCAAGGUGACGAUGAACAGAGUGACUGGUUCUAUGAGGGCGAGCCAGGGUCUGGUUCUGGACCUGGUGGUGCAUGUGGGAUAGCUGGGGUGGUUCCGUGGUGGGAGAGGGAGACAGCAUCAGAGGAGCUGGACCUUGCUGACCCAGUUUUCAACAGCAUUCUCACUGGAUCUUUUCCACUCUUGAGUCCCAAUGCACAGAGAGGGUUUCAGGCCAGGUUGAGUCAUCUCCAUGGAAACCAGCAGGGACCUGAGGCCGGGCUGCAGGGAAGUUCCAGUCAGGGCUUUAACGAAAGACUCAGCAGGCAAACGCAAGAUUCCCAUGAGCCCUGGUUUAGCUCAACCUCGAGGAGAGAACACGGACAGUUGCACUGGGACCCACGGACAGACAGAGGACAUCGGAGGAGCUGUUCAGUAAAAACAGCAAGCAGACAGACCAGCGGACACCUCGGCUCUCUAUGCACAGGGGAUGUCAAGCGGAGGCGAAAGGCAGCCCCCCUCGGUUCUGCUGCACCCUCAGGUGUGGUUGGGGAGAGUGCACCUCCCAUCCCUGACACAAACAUGGGCAAUCGCAUGUUGCAAACCAUGGGCUGGACUCCAGGGAUGGGGCUGGGCCCAGAGGGAAGGGGAAUCACUGAGCCCAUCCGGGCCACUCAGAGACCUAAAGGAGCAGGUUUAGGUUUCAACUGAACACCCAGUUUCUCGAUUGUGAACCUAAAGCAGACUAGGGUGAAAUGCCCAAACAAAAAGAAAAAGUAAUGAAUUCUUCUCAGGGCCUUUUUUUUUCUUUUUUUCCCUUUUCUUUUUAUUGUUGUUGGUAUUAAAGGUCCAGAGUAAUCCGGGCAUGUGAGCCACAAGAAUGGAAGAAGCAAGGCAUGGUAUACCAGGAGCAUAUGUGAUGAAAGCUUUCCCAUAUUGGGGAGGCUGUAAGAGGCCUGGGAUAUCCACAAAGACCCCUUGUCAUGUGAAAGUGAUUGACAGAAACUGAGCUGGAAAAAGGACCUCUUUUGCUCUCACUCCAUGUUGGAGAAUAAAAAAAUUACAUUGAUGCUUCAUCACUUGUUACCUCAGAUGCCGGCAUUACUGGCCAGAGAACUGGAGUAUUGGGCCUAAGCUAAUAGCAGUUCCUCAGCAUGUGCCGGUGAAAGCGGACAGUUGACUUGGUUAGAAAAUUAAAGCAAAAUGGUUUUUCCAAUGUUGCACAAGAUUUUUUUAAUCAAAAGUUUAAAUAGACAUUACCUCAAGACACAUUUUAUGUUCUUUUUUUUAUUGUAAUUGGUGUAUUCUGCAUGGAUGUGAGUGGGGAUAUCUGGAUGUUAAUCCAUUUUAGUCUCCAUAUAAUGGGGCAAGUCAUGCCAAUAUGUUUUAUUUCCCCACAAACAUAUAUAAACCAGAACCACACUUUUUUCAUUCUGCAUCAGUAUGCAUGGAUGUGUAGUCACUGCACAAUUUUGCAGAUAUUUAAGAAGAAUCUAAUUGUAUACAUGUUUAAAAGUGUUGUUUUUCUGUCCUGUUUUAAAUAGUAUUUUUAUAAAAGACACUGCUGCAGACUGUAGCAUUUAGCCAGUUGUAACCAUGCUAAGUGACUUUAUUCAGUAAAUACUGAAGUGACAGGUUAAAUGUGCAAUAUUUCCAUGCAAGUUUGGAAACUAUUGGGGGAAAAAAUUAGUGGAAAUGUUGGUGUCACUUAAAGGGCUCCCAUACCUGUAGGUAACAGGUGUUUUCAUUUAAUUAGCUUGAUGAGACCUAUCAUCAGGACUGUGGGAAAGAAGAGACUAAAUAACGUCUAAUUAGACAGAAUUGUGGGUAAGAAGGAAAAAAUUGACAACAGCAGACAAAAAAUAAUAAUUUUUUUUUAAUAAAGUGUUGAUUUUUCCUCAAUUUGUUAUAAGACUUUGCUGAGUGAUGCGGUUCUGUUGGCAAAUUAGCUAGCCAUUGUUGUGAUGAUUCAUGAGAUGAUGUACUGUAGCUGCAUUUGUCUUUUUAACCCUGCAAAACCAAGGCUGAUUUAGAGAUAUUGACUGAGGCUGAAAUAUUACGUCUAUUAAAAUAUAGUUUUGUUA